Lolium perenne is the source of this 556-nucleotide messenger RNA. NCBI's taxonomy places the organism in Eukaryota, Viridiplantae, Streptophyta, Magnoliopsida, Poales, Poaceae. The record is from RefSeq and is a predicted model, not a curated record.
CAAUGCCCCCGCUUACUUCAUGAAUCUCAUGAAUAAGAUCUUUAUGAACUUCCUGGACAAGUUUGUGGUUGUCUUCAUCGACGACAUCCUCAUAUACUCCAAGUCCGAGGAAGAGCAUGAGCAACAUUUGGAAGUGGUCCUAGAUACCCUUCGGGAACAUCAGUUGUAUGCCAAGUUCAGCAAGUGUGAGUUCUGGUUGAAGGAAGUAGGAUUCUUGGGUCACAUCUUGUCAGCCGGAGGAAUUGCCGUUGACCCCGCAAAAAUCAAGACUGUUGAAGAAUGGAAGGCCCCAACCACUCAGACCGAGGUCCGUGCUUUUCUCGGAUUGGCGGGAUACUACCGCCGAUUCGUUGAAGGAUUCUCGAGUAUAGCAAGACCAAUGACCCAAUUGUUGAAGAAGGACCGGAAGUUCGAAUGGACCGACAAGUGUGAAGAGAGCUUUCAACAGCUCAAGUUAAGAUUGACAACAGCCCCAAUACUGGUUAUGCCGGACAUUACCAAGCCCUUCGAUGUGUACUGUGACGCCUCCAAGAUUGGUCUUGGAUAUUAUUCAUAA